This is a messenger RNA of Diversispora eburnea, 6900 nucleotides long. NCBI's taxonomy places the organism in Eukaryota, Fungi, Glomeromycota, Glomeromycetes, Diversisporales, Diversisporaceae. The record is from the annotation of a GenBank genome assembly.
AUGGUCAGCGCAACUAAUUUAACAACUUCAGAAAAAUCAGCGGUACAAGUUGCUCUUCGUAUAAGGCCUCUCACAGAAGAUGAUUUUAUUACCAUACCUACACGAUUUCAAAAGAAUGUCCUGUUCACAUCACAAUUCACGCCUAAUCAAGUUACGGUAACUUGUGAAAGGAAACAAAAUUAUACAUUUGAUUACGUCUUUGGUCCAGAAGCAACCCAAAAAGAAAUAUUUGAUAAAACAGUAAAAGGAAUGGUUGACAAAUUCACGGAAGGUUAUAAUGUUACAAUAUUAGCUUACGGUCAAACAUCUUCUGGAAAAACACAUACAAUGGGUACAAUACAUUGUUCUCAAUCACCAGAUUCGAAAGGUAUAAUUCCACGAUCUAUGGACGCGCUAUUUACCAAAAUAAAUUCAGAAAAGUAUAAAAAAUUCAAAUUCACCAUAAAUGUUUCAUUUGUGGAAGUACAUAACGAAGAUUUAAUUGACUUACUUGCUGAAGAAGGAGAUUAUGAGUGUAAACCCCAAGUUACGAUACGUGAAGACACCAAAGGUUCCAUUAUACUAAGUGGUUUACAAGAAAUUAAUGUAAAUAGUGAAGUUGAAGUUAUGAAUCUUUUGGCUCGUGGUUCUUCAAUCAGGCAUGUCGGUGCGACAGAUAUGAAUUCAAAAUCAUCCAGGUCGCACGCAAUUUUUUCAGUUAUUCUCUCACAACAAAAAUCAACUAAUGAAGGAAAUCUUGUAACGGUGACGAGUAAAUUUCAUUUCGUAGAUCUAGCAGGAAGUGAAAGACUUAAACGAACUUCGGCUUUAGGGGACCGAAUAAAGGAAGGAAUAUGUAUUAAUUCCGGUCUUCUGGCAUUAGGAAAUGUUAUAUCGGCCUUAGGAGAUCCAUCAAUUAAUUCACAUAUUCCAUAUCGAGAUUCAAAAUUAACACGGCUUUUACAAGACUCGUUAGGUGGAAACGCUCAAACUUUAAUGAUAGCAUGUGUGACACCAGCAGAAUAUAAUAUUCAUGAAACCAUUAAUACGCUUAAAUACGCUAACAGAGCUCGUAAUAUUAAAAAUAAUGCAAAAGUUAAUCUGGAAGAAACUGGUUGGAAUGAUAUUGAAAAUUUACAACGUUUAGUCUUGAAACUUCGUACUGAAAUUAAAGCAAUUAAAAGUUCUAAUGAAAUACCAGGAUCAGGAAGAAACACUCCAAUGUCACCAUUGUCUGAAUUCACCUCUUUUUACUCAAAAAAUAAAAAUAAUAAAGAUGUUGAAGAACUUGAGAAACAGUUACAGGAAAUUCAAAAUUCUUAUACAGAACUUUCCGGAAAAUAUUCAAAAGCCUCGGAAGACAUAAAGAACUUUCAGAAAAUAAUUAUUGGCCCUGAUCAAGGUGUAAUUGAUUCAAAAAAAGAUAUGGAUAAAAUUCAAGAAUCAAUUAAUCCUAUUAUAUCAAAGUAUGAGAAAACCAUAGGUGAACUUCAAAAUGAACUUUCAAGUACUCGCAAAGUCAUAAGUGAAACCGAUAAAUUAUUACAUGAACAAGAAAUAAAAUUAUUAGAGGCAGAAGAUCAAGCAAGUCAAAGUAUAAGAUUAAUAAAUGAUUUAAAAAAUAAUAUUCAGAAUUAUAAUAAACGAAAUGAAACUACCAAUGAAUAUAUUAAAGAUCUUGAAAAAAAAUUAAAUUCUCAUGCCGAUGAUCAAAAGAGAGACCAAGAAAUAAUUAAUGAAUUAAAAGAAAGAAUUGCAGAAAUUAGUUCUACUGAAGAGGGAAAAGACCUUUUAAUCCAAAAUAUCGAAAAGCAAGUGAAAAUAAGUGAAGCAAACUAUCUUGCAGUAAAUAAGACUGCACAAAAUUUGGAAAGAGCUUUACAUGAUAUUGCAGAUUCUUAUAUAAAACUUGAGGCCAGAUAUAAAAAACAAAAAACUAAUGAUAAAGAUUAUCAAAAAAUAUUACAAGAAGGACUUAAUGAUCGAGAUGAUAGAAUUUCUCAACUUGAAGAUAAGGUUGAAAGUCUUGUUAAUGAAAUUUCUCGUAUGAAAAAGCUUAAGGAGGAAUCAAAUAAUUAUCCUUUGAAACAGCAGUCGUCUAUAUCAACAUUUUCUUCUGUAAAUGAUCCUGAAACUCCUUCUUCAAUUUUUAGCAUGCAUUCUAAACGCACAACGAUAGAUUAUUCAAGAGUUUCUCUUCUUGAAUCACAAAUUUAUGAACUUAAGAAAAUCCACGAAAACACAAUUUCAGAAUAUCUUGAAAUCAAACAAAAUUAUGAGUAUAGUUUGAAUGAAGUUAGUGACCUACAAGCAAAAAUUCAAAAGAAUAAGGAAUCUAGAGAUUCUUUUUCAUCACAUCGUAAAUCUUUAUCAAUGACAAAUGAAGAUGAUAAUCAGGUACUGAUACAAAAGCUUCAUGCUGACAUUCGUCAAUUAGAAAUGGUUCAUGCUGAAAAGGCUCGAGAAUUAGACUCCGUUAGAAAAGAAUUUGCUCGAUUGCACGCUACCCAAUCUGAUUCUUCGGAAGUUGUUGAAGAGCUUCGCGAAGAAAUAAAAAGAAGAGACGGAAUGGCACAAGUUAAAGUUAUGUCUGUAAUGACUUCCUCAGAAUGUGUUUAUCCUGAAAGAGAAGAUUUUUCUGUAACAAAUAGUGAUAUCGACACGCAAGAGAUUAUAAAUCGAUUAAGAGAAGAAGUCGAACAACUUAAAUGUGAACAAAAAAGACUUUUGGAUACUUUAUCUGAUAAUCAAUAUGGGUACAAAGGUGAUGAAAUCCUGGAAAUAGAAUCUCAAAUUGAUCAGCUUAAAAUCGAAAUGAGUCAAGCGAUUUCUGAAAGAGACAAAUUAAUAACUGAAAAUUCAAGUGAAGAAACAAUUAACUUAUCAUUAUCUCAAAUAAAGGUACAUGAAGAUCAGCUCAUUAAGGCAUUUGAAGCUAGAAGAAAAGCUCGAGUCAAAGAAGCUAUUUCUUCCCUUGGAGAUAAUUAUCCAACAGAAUUUAAUGAUGGAAUGUUAAGACAUCAAAUUAAUAAAUUAGAUAUUGAGAUUGAAUCAAAAAGUCAUACAAUAGCUGCAUUAUUGUAUCCGUCUAUUGAAAAUCAAAAUGUAAUACUUAAACUUGAAGAAGAGCUUUUUGCAACACGAGAAACUUAUCGACUUGCCAUUGCAAUGAAAAAUGGAAUAUUAAAUUCUAAUAACACUCAGAAUGUUCCUAUAUUAAAUUUUGAUGAAAAACAAAUUAAAGAGAUGGAAGAAAAAAUACAGAAUCUUGAAUUUCAACUUAGAAGAGCCCAAAAAACCACAAAAGCUCCUACCCCAAGACGAAAUUCUUUGAUGCUUCUUUUGGAUACUCCAACACAUAAAACUUUGGACGGACUUAAAGAAAAAUUAUCAGGAUUACAAGAUGAACUCAUUUCCAAAUCUGAAUCCGAAGAAAAUUUGCAAACAGAACAAGAAAUUAUUUUCGAGCUUCAAAAUCAAUUGGAAUCUUUAGGAUCGAACAUUCAACAAAAGAAUGAAUUAAUUGAUUUAUUAAAAGAAAAUUUGGAAGAUAAGAAUUUAAUUCAACAAAAAUUAAAAGAGAAAGAAGCUGAAGCAUUAUCAUUUCGUACUAAACUUAUAGAAACUCAUAAUAAAGAAACAGAAUUGCGAGAUACUAUGAACAAACUUCAUUCGUGGAAUAUAAAAUUAGAAAACGAAGGAAAUAUCAAUAAUGUUAUUGGAUCAGAGCUGAAAAGUCUGAAAAAGGAACUUUUAAAAGUAAAAAGUAGAGAAACUGAAACAUUAGAACGGAUUCAUACUCUCAAAUAUUUCGUAGCUUCUAGUGUUGAAGAUACAAAACUUCAAGAACAAAUCGAAAAGUUACGUAAUAUUGAAAUUGUACAACGCGAGAAAAUAAAUGUUUUGGAAAGAAAACUUGCCAAUAAAGGAGAACAUAUCCAAGAAGAUCUAUUGAAAACUAAGAUUGAAUUAGCUCUAUCACAGAAAUCUCAAGAUACUCAAAAAAGUACUAUUCAAAAUCUCGAGAAAAAAUUAAAAGAUGCAGAAGACAAAACCCAAAUAGCGGCCAUUAAGCAAGAGAUUAAUAACUUGAAAGCUAAGGAAUCAGAAAAAUUGCAAACAAUUCAAUUAAUUGAAAAUAAAUUGUAUUUUGAAACUAAAAAUUCACAAAAGGUUAAACAGGUUGAAAAAUUGAAUGAAGAAAUAGAAAAAUUGCACGAAAAUGAACGCGAACAAAAUAAACAAUUGGAUUAUCUUCAGAUCAGACUAGAAUUAGUCAAUGACGAGAAUCUUGACAUAAAUUCUUUAAAAUCACUAAUAAAUGAUUUAAAAAUUUCAGAUUCCAAAUUACAGAAAACAUUACAACAUUUAGAGAAUAAAUAUGCGACAAAAAUUGCUGUUAAAGAACUUUCAACAAUCAAAGGUGGUUUUAAUCUCCAACAGGAUCUAUGUAAUUCUCUAGAAGAGGAAGUGGGAAGUUUACGACGGGAAUUAGCAUCAGCAAAAUAUAACACAAACUCAUCAACGGAAAAAGAUAAAAUUGAUGAAUCCUUGAAUGAUGCCCAGAAAGAAUAUGAUAAUACAUUAAAAUGUAUCAAGACUUUGGAAAAUGAACUUGAGAAGUGUAAGAAUAAUGGAACAAGUGACAAAAAAGUUGAAACAGCUCGAUCUGAAUUAGUCAAAGCAAAACUUGAAAUUGUAAAACAAAAUGAAAUGUUAGUAGAAUGUGAAUCUGAAAUGGGAAAGGUCGAAGAUGAAAGUGUACAACAUGUAAAACGUAUCGCAAAUUUAACGAAUGAACUUGAAAAAAAAGAAAAGAAUCAAAAAGAUGCAAUUAAAAAAUUAGAUUCUACGUUAAAUAGUUUCAAGACAAGGUUAUUAAAUGUCAAUGCUUCCUCAAAGAGCAAUAACAUAAACAUUAAUAAAUUUGAAAAAAUAUUUGAGGUCAUGAAAUCUCAUCUUAAAUUAGCAAAAUCUGCAGAUGAAAGUCGUGUUGGAUUACUUUGCAUAUUGGAAGAUAAUUUAAAAGAACUGACAAAACUUAUAAUAUCAAAUGAACAAGAGAUUACAAAUCAAAAUGCUCAUAUUUUAGAAUUGGAUGAUAUCAUACGACUGAUCGAAUCAGAGCUUAAACAGAAUUCUGAUUCAUUUGCCGGACGUAUAAGACAUUUAGAAGCCAAAUUAAUAGAAGUCAAUUCAAAGUCUCAACAAAAUGAAAUUUCUGCCGACGAAUUAAAGAUCACAAAGGAAGAACUUAAAAAAGUUAAAUCACCCACAAUAGAAUAUAGAAAACAAGUCAAGGAAAUAAAAUCCAAGCUUCGAGAUGCAAAGCAACGUCGUGAUGUUGAACAUUCUAAACUUAAAGAAAUUAACGAUGAAAUUUACAUCCUGAAAGAAGAAUAUGCGCAAAUGCAAAAUGAAAAGGAUGACUUAAAGCAUAAUUCUGUUCUUGAUUGUUAUCAAAACAUUGAAGAUUCUGCUGUACAAGAAUUAAUAAAUCAAAUUAAACAGACAUAUUCAGAGAUCAAAUCGCAAAAAACUCGCGUUACAGAAUUGGAAAAGAUUACACAUUAUUUGGAAACAGAUAAAAUGGUACAAAUUGAGCACCGUGAGGAUCUUGAAGAAGAAUUAGAUCAACUUCAGAAAGAUAUUGAAACAUUGGCGGAUGAAUUUGCAGUUGAAGUGUCCAAAUUUGAGGAAGUAGAUAAAUUAUCUAAAAAACAGAAACGUCGCAUAAAUGAGUUAGAAAUUGCAUUAGAAGAAUCCAAAAAAUUAGAUCUUGAAAUAUUAGCAGGAGAGUCAACAGAUCCUGAAAUCAAUAAACUUUUAAUAACGAAUAAAGAGUUGCAACAGACAAACGAAAAUUUAAAUUCAAAAAUCGUGGAAUCUGAAAAAAGAACUUGCACGCUUUCAGAAAAAGUAGAAAAAUUAGAAAAACAUAUAAUUUAUCAUGAAGAGAAUAGAAAAUCAUUGAUCAAAAGUUUGAAGAUUCAAAUCAAAGAACUUGAAUAUGAGAAAGAACAUUCGUAUGGGAUAAACACGGUUAUCACAGAAGAACGAAUAAUUCUAGAUAAAAGAAUUGCAUUUCUAAGAGAACAGUUGCGAUUGCGAAUGACCGGUUCAGAUGAAAAUCAAACAAAUAUACAAAUUUCCAGAUUAAAUAAUUUAGUUGAAACUCUGAGAAAAGACAUUUCAGACUUUAAAAUAAAUAAUAGUGAUAAAGCUAAAAAUGUGGAACAAGAAAUUACACGAUUAUUAGAAUUUAAUGAUCAAUUGGAAAGAUAUAAAUCACCAAACACAAAACGAGAUUCUAGUAAUUCAAUACGAUCUAUUGUAGCACAAAACGAUGACAUCAUAACCGAACAACAUCAUGUUAUUAACAAUCUUAAAGAGAAACUUUCACAGCUGGAAUUACAAUGUAAUGAUGAAUCAGAUCGUAGUUCAAUAUCAUCCAAUUUAUCAGAUACAAAUAACAAGAAAAAACCUUCGAAAAUUAUGAGUCAAGGGAACUCACCAACAUCACGAACAACGAAAGAAUUUUCAGUAGAAAUUCAAAAUCUUCAAACAAAAAUACCAACGAUUGAAAGUGAAAAUGCAGAAAGUAAACAACAAGUCGAAGCAUUGGAAGCAAGUAUAAAUUAUAGUGAAAUGAAUUUAUCAAUUGCAAAAGAACAAUUAACAAUAUUACAGAAAGAGAAAAAAGAUUUCAUUGAAGAAAUUAAAUAUUUAAAAUCUCAAUUGAAUGAAACACAAACACAAAUUAAAAAUACAAGAACAACGGUUGAAGAAGAGCAGAAGAUUAUGGAAAGUGUUUUAGAAGAGGAAAGAAAAGCAAAAAUGAAAGCAGAAAAAGCCAGAUUAGUGCUAGAGAACCAAAUGGAACAACUUAUUAAUAAGAAGAGACGAUUCAUGUGUUUUUAA